Molecule: messenger RNA, 435 nt
Organism: Malassezia pachydermatis
Lineage: Eukaryota; Fungi; Basidiomycota; Malasseziomycetes; Malasseziales; Malasseziaceae
Exons: 2
Coding region: 1-435 (144 amino acids)
Biological process (GO): positive regulation of ATP-dependent activity
Molecular function (GO): ATPase activator activity; ferrous iron binding
Source: RefSeq, a predicted model, not a curated record
AUGGAUGCCUAUGCCAUCCUUGGCGUCGCACCGACGGCCAGCCUGGUAGAGAUUCGAGCUGCGUACUUACAGCUAGCGCGCGUCCAUCAUCCUGAUAAGCAAUCAGGUCGUACCACAUCGGCAGAAGACGAACGUAUCCGCGAGAUCAAUCACGCAUACGAAACGCUACGUGAUGAGCACACGCGCGCCGUCUACGAUCAAAGCCGAGCUGACCUCCUCCGAAAGCAUGCUACACGUACCUUACGGAUUUCUGAGGAAGUCGACCUGGAUGCCUUUGAACUGGUCGAUACGCCAUCCAUGCAUUUUCGAUACCCAUGCCGCUGUGGGCAAGCGUACCUUCUCACACCGGCGCAGCUAGCAGAUGGGAUCCGACAGGUUCCUUGUACAGGAUGCUCGGAAACCAUCCUUGUCACAUGGACAGACGACGAUGAGUAA